Molecule: messenger RNA, 2340 nt
Organism: Melanotaenia boesemani (Boeseman's rainbowfish)
Lineage: Eukaryota; Metazoa; Chordata; Actinopteri; Atheriniformes; Melanotaeniidae
Gene: slc38a5b
Product: solute carrier family 38 member 5b
Exons: 16
Coding region: 214-1644 (476 amino acids)
Biological process (GO): L-glutamine transport; L-histidine transmembrane transport; serine transport
Molecular function (GO): glycine transmembrane transporter activity; L-glutamine transmembrane transporter activity
Source: RefSeq, a predicted model, not a curated record
UCCCUGAAACACUGUGAUUCUCAGCUGAGCUCCAAAACAGUCCAACAUUACCGUCCAGCCUCUCCAAGCUGCACCUCUGAUCCCAGGAGAUAACCCAAAGGUCCCUCCCCCUCACCCCCCUCCGAUUCAAACUAUCCCCUGGGCCUGCUCCUGGAGAGUUCACACUACAAGAUUUUAUUUAUUUAGCUUUUCCAUCUUCCUGCUGAGCCUGUUAUGGAAAAAACUGGUAUGGAAUUGCAGAAGCUUUCAAACGGACUUCACUAUGAAGCUGAUGGAUCUGUGGAGGGCGGAGUCCCACCGGAGGAAGAGAAGUUCUUGCAGCACAAGGAUGGAGGUUCAAAGAGACCCCAGUUCACAGAUUUUGAGGGAAAAACCUCCUUUGGGAUGUCUGUUUUCAACCUGAGCAACGCCAUCAUGGGCAGUGGCAUCCUGGGACUGUCGUAUGCCAUGUCAAACACUGGCAUUGUCCUUUUCUUGAUCCUGCUGACAUGUAUUGCUUGUCUGUCUUGUUAUUCCGUCCAUCUGCUGCUCCACAGUGCUGGGGUUGUGGGCAUUCGUGCUUACGAGCAGCUCGGCUUCAGAGCUUUCGGUCAUCCAGGAAAGAUUCUAGCAGCUGUCAUCAUAACGCUGCACAACAUCGGCGCCAUGUCCAGCUACCUGUUCAUUGUAAAAUACGAGCUACCGCUGGUCAUCCAAACUUUUCUUGGUCAAACAUCCACCUCUGAAGAGUGGUUCAUGAAUGGAAAUUACCUCAUUAUCAUCGUCACUGUCUGUGUCAUCCUCCCACUGGCCAUGAUGAAACACCUGGGAUAUCUGGGUUAUACGAGUGGUUUCUCUCUGUCCUGCAUGGUGUUUUUCCUCUCUGUGGUCAUCUACAAGAAAUUUAACAUUGCUUGCCCUAAGGAACUGUUUGGAAACUUCUCUAUGAACGCAGACAUGCCAGAGGACACAUGCGCCGUGAAAUAUUUCACCAUCAACCAGGAGACUGCAUACACCAUCCCCAUCCUUGCAUUUGCUUUUGUGUGUCACCCAGAGGUGCUGCCCAUCUACACUGAACUGAGCAACCCAUCAAAGAAAAGGAUGCAGAGAAUUGGCAAUGUUUCCAUCUUGGGAAUGUUCAUCAUGUACUUCUUCACUGGCAUAUUUGGCUAUCUGACCUUUUACGAGAAAACCGAGGCCGAGCUCCUCCACACUUACAGUAAGGUUGAUGCGCUGGACACUCUUAUCCUGUGUGUGCGUCUGGCUGUCCUGGUGGCCGUUACUCUGACUGUACCCGUGGUCUUGUUUCCUAUCCGUCGCGCCCUUUUGCAGCUGCUGUUUCCAGGAAAACCCUUCCACUGGUUACGUCAUAUCGCCAUUGCUGUGUGUCUUCUGUUUGCUGUCAACCUGCUGGUCAUACUUGUUCCCAACAUUCGAGACAUUUUUGGCAUUACUGGGGCAACCACUGCUCCCACUCUGAUCUUCAUUCUCCCAGGGCUGUUCUACAUCCGCAUCGUCCCCACCAGCCAGGAGCCUAUGACCUCCAGACCAAAGAUCCAGGCUGCAUGUUUCACCACUCUGGGUUUCAUAUUCAUGAUCAUGAGUCUGACAUUCAUCGUAAUUGACUGGAUAACCGGAGAAAAGCGGAGUCAUGGCGGCCAUUAAUCUGCAAACAUCCUCCCCAAACUUAAAUCAGCCACACCCCACUGAUAUGUCCUUCUUCCAGACCUCUGGAUGGGACUUAAAAUGUAAUCUAUAGCUGGAAAACUCAGGCAUUAGUGGGACCGUUUUCAUUCAUUAUUUGGACAGUCUGUUCCUCUGCUGUGAUGAAGAGACCACUUCUGUCCUGAAGCUCAGCUAAGUUAAGGUCGAUCACCACGAUCCAGCACAAGAGUUGACGAACAUGUUGAUCAUGGAUGUCCCUCCACCAUUCAAAGCUAUUUGCUUUUACAGAGGCUACAUGUAAAUACUACCAGAAUUUUAAUGUAGGCAAAUGUUGGAAUACAAACCCUUUAAAAGUUUAAAUUUCACUCUUAAGUUUGAUGGAGAUAAUUGGUUGGGUAAGCACUUAGAAAAUGCUGUUGAAAUAAAUCAAAGAAUUAUUUUUGCAAAUGUAUUUUUGGUUACCAGAGAGCCGUACAGUAUGAGAUAAACAAGCAACUGCUUUCACAUUAAAUCAGUGUAUGUACUUGUAAUGCAGUUCUGCUGAGCUGUUCAUGGAAAAUUGGAAAUUACAAAGUUCUGUCAUUGUCUGACAUGAAGUCUGUGCAACUGUGAACUUCUUAAUUUGGUGUAAUUUGUUUGUGAAUUUUGUUUCUGAGCAGCAUGUGUGUAUUGUUUAAUAAAAAUUUACAAAAGGUG